GGAGGGGAGGGUAUGAUCGCGAGGGCUCGGUUCUGGGUUCUCUCAGUCGCUUCUGACACGUCAACACGCGUCUAUGAGCACACAGAACAGCCUAACCUCGGAUAUCAGCGAUAAUCCAAGGUCCAGGAUCCAGUAGGGGGAGACUGAGCGGCGGACGGAGCUUCACUCCGCUCAUCGCCGCCUUCUCGGGCAUGCUGGGUGGAUGAAGUCCACACUCGCAGCGUCUUCAGUCCUCAGCGUCUUCAUCCCGGCCAGAAUCGCCUGAGGCGCUGCUGUGUUAGCGUAGCAGACGGCGAGGCUGAAGUGAAAGUGAAAGCCUGGCGGUUGUUUGUUUUUUUUUCUUUUGGAAAGGAAACCGUCGUCACCGCCUCAGUGAUCUGAGAUGUGCAUGUUUCCUAAAAUAUGUGUCAUUUACCAGCAGACGGAGUCGCUCUCGUCGCUCCUGGUCGUUUUCGUUGCUUUGGACAUGCGGACAUCAUUUCUUCUGUUCAUUUUAACUGCGGCCAAACACACCUUCACUGGGGUGUACGCUGGUCCAUCAAUGCCGGUGUCAUCCACUGUUAGGUGUGAGGCUCCUGAGCCGCCGAAAAAUGCAAAGACACCGGACAAGUUAGAGUCCCGGUUCCGUAUGCAGUGUAUAGACGGCUAUGUAAGGAAGGCCGGGACAUCCAACCUUUACAGAUGUGAAGAAAAAAACCACGCGUAUUUAUGGGUGAACCUCCCAUCUCUGACAUGUAUACCUGAUCCAUUAAAGCCGAUACCAACUGCUGGUCCAACAUCAACAGCACUUACAAACACACAGGCCCACACACCAGCCCCAAAUCUCACUCUUUCAACAUCCAGUGCACCAGUGACGACUUAUUAUACCACCAAGGGAAAAACACAGAGCACUUCUACAACAUCUGGACAGACUGCCUUAACAACAACACACACAGUUCCCACAACAACAGGGACUUUCGUCCACAGGACAACAACGAAGGAGGAGACCACAACCAAUAGGAAUACACUUUCAUCUUCCUCUACCUUGACAAUCAGAGAAAAUCUGACCACAGUUUCUCCACAGUUCACACACUCAAGCAUCAACACCACCACGACAGUUACAAACACACAGGCCCACACACCAGCCCCAAAUCUCACUCUUUCAACAUCCAGUGCACCAGUGACGACUUAUUGUACCACCAAGGGAAAAACACAGAGCACUUCUACAACAUCUGGACAGACUGCCUUAACAACAACACACACAGUUCCCACAACAACAGGGACUUUCGUCCACAGGACAACAACGAAGGAGGAGACCACAACCAAUAGGAAUACACUUUCAUCUUCCUCUACCUUGACAAUCAGAGAAAAUCUGACCACAGUUUCUCCACAGUUCACACACUCAAGCAUCAACACCACCACGACAGAAGUCGAUGGAGAGAGCAAAGCACCGGUUUCAGAUCCAACCAAAAAUGGAAUAGCUGCAGGGACAGUAUUGAUCUUGAUUGUCGCCGUGGCAUCAGCAGUAGGAGUUUUUCUCUGGUGUCGACGUUCAAGGAAACGAGAGCUCAAUCCUGCGGAGGAGAUGAUAUCACCGGCCCCCAGCUCAGAUAAGCCCUUGUUAGAACUGGCCACCAGUACGAGCUUUUCAGAUUCUGUCCAAAAUCCAGACUCACUUCCUACUCUUAUUGUCCAGCAUGCCUGAGCUGUUAAAGCUGAGAAAUAUUAAUAUAUUAUUAUAUUAUGUGUGAGUGUGUGUAUGUAUAUGUAUACUGAGUGAGAGGAAUGAGUGUGUUUUGCUUGCCAGCUUGAUCUUUAACAGAAAAUAUGAGAUAUAUGUAAAUAUAUAAAUAUAGGACAAUGAGCAUUUUGUCAACAAAAAUAAAUAUUUCAUAAAUAUUAGCACCCCCACAUUCUUCUCCUAUUCUUCGAAACAAAAUGUAAUGAAAUUAAAUGAUACAAAGAAAGUGGAAAAAAGUGUAACCCAUCCUUGUCAGGUCACAAACCGUGUUUAAGUAAUAUUCAUAUAGAAAAAGUGACCAGAAUGUAAACACAUUCCUUUACAAUAUCCUUAAGACAUGUAGCCAAAGUGGCCUUUUUCUUUCAGAACAAUAAAUUUUACAAGAAAAAUUAA
Messenger RNA from Pygocentrus nattereri (red-bellied piranha), 2113 nucleotides. It is a transcript of the gene il15ra, whose product is annotated as interleukin 15 receptor subunit alpha. Gene Ontology annotation, molecular function: interleukin-15 receptor activity. The record is from RefSeq and is a predicted model, not a curated record. Bases 383 to 1684 code for a protein of 433 amino acids. Gene Ontology annotation, biological process: interleukin-15-mediated signaling pathway. Lineage: Eukaryota; Metazoa; Chordata; Actinopteri; Characiformes; Serrasalmidae. Gene Ontology annotation, cellular component: plasma membrane. The transcript has 12 exons.